Capsicum annuum is the source of this 1449-nucleotide messenger RNA. Its product is annotated as phosphatidylglycerophosphate phosphatase 1, chloroplastic/mitochondrial. The coding region runs from base 268 to 1332 and encodes 354 amino acids. Lineage: Eukaryota; Viridiplantae; Streptophyta; Magnoliopsida; Solanales; Solanaceae. The transcript has 5 exons. The record is from RefSeq and is a predicted model, not a curated record. Gene Ontology annotation, molecular function: phosphatidylglycerophosphatase activity.
GGCCCAGCGAGUAAAGCUCUACCAACAGUAUGCGCCAAAGCCCAAUUUCUCAAAACCUCAUCAAAAACUCCAACUAAAAUUCUGUCCCUCACAAUGAGUGGCUAUGAGCCUACGACCAUAUAUUCAUGGCUUUAUGAGUGAAUGUAGAGUGACAUACUAAGAUGGAGAUUCCAUUAAUAAUAAUAAUACCAUGAAAACUUACCUUAUCUAUACACUUGUUCAUAUACUUCAUUAAUCAAACAGCAAUAAAUUUGGAAAUUUCUUAUUAUGCUAUCCACUUCAAUUACACCAUGCCACACUUACUUCCAUUACAAUAUUCCUAACAAUUUUCCCUCCAAACACUCCCUCCAUUUCAAGAAAACACUUGUCAGUUAUACACACAAUUAUCACCAACAACCUAUUUUAUCGGGACUCUUCAAAAAUGCCAACAACGGCUGUAUGUUUUAUUUGUCAAAAGAAGUGUAUUUCCGACAGCACAGGUGCCGCAUCAAAAGUGAAGAGUUCGCACCACUUAACCAAGAACAAGAAAGGCAUAACAACAAUCAUGUAUAUUCUCAAGAAAUUUAUUUUCCCGAUGAAAAAGAGAAACCCCAUCAUAAGGAAGUUGUCAAAGAGCAGGAAGUUGCAGUGAUCACUCAUUCGCGCAUUCGGUCGAACAGAUGGUGGGCAAGCGUUAAAGCUGCAUUGGGACAGAGGAUUAAUCUGGAGGGAAUUGCAUUUUUUAUUGGGAUUUUGUAUAAAUAUAAGCAUUUGGCACUGCCACAUGUGUUUGUGCCAGAUAUAAGGUACAUUGAUUGGAAUGAGCUGAAGAAAAGGGGAUUUGAAGGCGUAGUUUUCGAUAAGGACAAUACUAUUACAAUGCCUUAUUCAUUGAACUUGUGGUCUCCUCUUGCUUCAUCUAUGGAACAGUGUAAAUCUUUGUUUGGCAACAAUAUUGCUGUUUUUAGCAACUCCGCGGGACUAACUGAAUAUGAUCCUGAUGGUAGAAAAGCUCGGAUUCUUGAGCGUGCAAUCGGGAUUAAAGUCAUUAGGCACAGAUUGAAGAAGCCAGCUGGAACAGCUGAAGAAAUUGAAAGGCAAUUCGGUUGCAAAUCCUCGAGAUUUAUUAUGGUGGGUGAUCGUCCUUUCACAGACAUAAUUUAUGGAAACAGAAAUGGUUUUCUUACUAUUUUGACAGUACCAUUAAGUCUCUCACAGGAGCCAUUUAUUGUGAAGCAGGUCCGGAAACUUGAAAUGGUCCUUGUGAACCGAUGGUCUAGUAAAGGGAUAAAACCAAUCAAUCACUGGCUUCUUCCUGAUUACCAGGAGUGUGUAAAGGACGAACUACUAUAGUCUUUAGGGAAUACUUUUUUUCUUUUUAGAUGAAGGUAGAAAAGUAUUUGUUGAGCAGUCAUCUUUGUUGACGCCACUAGUUAUUUAUUAUGCAGGAAAUUUCUUGUGUUGUUUUAA